Molecule: messenger RNA, 795 nt
Organism: Diatraea saccharalis (sugarcane borer)
Lineage: Eukaryota; Metazoa; Arthropoda; Insecta; Lepidoptera; Crambidae
Source: the annotation of a GenBank genome assembly
AUGAGUAGUGUAGAGAAUGAUAUUAGAGGUAGUUAUAACAGUAUUGGCAUAAUAAUCUCGGAAGAGAUAGCUAGCGGCCGACCGAGGAGUGGUGGAAUCGUGACGUCCAGUUUCGCCAGCCGUGUAUCAACGGGUACAAGUCGUCGCACCGCAGCUACUACAGGCGAGUUUUUUGUAGACCUUAAAGUCUACAAAACAGGAGACUACACUUCCAAUCCCGUCGAUGUGCGCUACAAGACAGCAUUAGUAACAGUUAAGUUACAGUGUGAAGACUCGUCACCAUCGUGGGACGCUCUUCAAACCUUCCUAGGACAAGCUUGGACGAAUAUAGAACAAGAAAAUAUCACCACUGUUUCGGACGAAGAGUGUGCUCAUUUUGACCCUCACCAAUAUUUGGAUUCAUUUCAAUGUGCUCAAGAUCCCCUAGAAGGGUUUACGGAAGAUAUUUUAAAAAUGCAGAGCUCAUCUAAGUCAUUAAAAAGGACUCGACACAAUCGCAAAAUAAAGUGCAAGAGGAGGCAGAGCAUUCAAUUAGAUCAAACAGCAAAGUACUGUGGCCCAGUUUCAUUCGUCAUCAAUAGCGCACCAACAAAAGGACUUCGCCUAAUCAGGAUACAAGUUAUCGAAUUGGAUCGAUUACAACGAAUUAGUGAUAGUGUAAAUGAUAACAGUGUUCUGUUAAAUUCUCAAUAUGUAGUGAAGGAUGUUGGUGAUGAAAUAAUGGAUCAGACUGAGAAAAUUAUCAAUAAUAUAUCAAAAAAAAUAUGUGGUUAUAGUUACACUAAUUGUUUUUAG